CGCUCUCGCCUUGGCCGAGUCAUUCCCAGUUUCAAGUCCGAAUCCAUCAUGUCGAAGAAACCCGCAACGAAGGAAGUAGAGGAGGUGGUGCGUGUCGGCCCGUCCCUCAAGGAGGGCGAGCAGGUGUUCGGUGUUGCCCACAUCUUCGCCUCGUUUAAUGACACGUUCGUGCACGUGACCGACCUGUCGGGCCGCGAGACGAUCGUGCGUGUGACUGGCGGAAUGAAGGUCAAGGCCGAUCGUGAUGAGGCCUCGCCUUACGCCGCUAUGCUUGCCGCUCAGGACGUGGCCGCCAAGUGCAAGGAAGUUGGCGUCACCGCUCUGCACAUCAAGAUCCGCGCUACGGGCGGCAACCGGACCAAGACUCCGGGCCCCGGCGCGCAGUCGGCCCUUCGUGCGCUUGCUCGCAAUGGCCUGAAGAUCGGACGUAUUGAGGACGUUACCCCCAUCCCGACCGACAGCACCCGCCGAAAGGGUGGUCGCCGUGGUCGCCGUCUUUAGGCGCGCGGAUUGGAUCGGGUGGGACUCGUUCUCAAGACUUACUCUGCUCGUUUGGUGGACGUUUGGAGCAGCUACUCAUGGGCUGGGAAGUGCAGGUGGCUGACUAUCUCUCUUUGCGUCUCGUAAUGAGCUCUCGAGUUCUGUUGGCGUCACUGCUUUCGAUUGGCUAUUAGUGUAACCAUGAGAUUGUAAUGGAACGAAACGCCUUCGUACUCGAGUACUGUGA
Messenger RNA from Phytophthora infestans T30-4, 727 nucleotides. RefSeq names its product 40S ribosomal protein S14. Lineage: Eukaryota; Oomycota; Peronosporomycetes; Peronosporales; Peronosporaceae. Gene Ontology annotation, molecular function: small ribosomal subunit rRNA binding; mRNA 5'-UTR binding; structural constituent of ribosome. Gene Ontology annotation, biological process: translation; ribosomal small subunit assembly; maturation of SSU-rRNA from tricistronic rRNA transcript (SSU-rRNA, 5.8S rRNA, LSU-rRNA). The record is from RefSeq and is a predicted model, not a curated record. Bases 49 to 501 code for a protein of 150 amino acids. Gene Ontology annotation, cellular component: ribosome; cytosolic small ribosomal subunit. The transcript is spliced from 2 exons.